GCUGCUUUUCUAUCAGAUGUAAAAUGGACGGGCGGUCGUGUCGUUGCGCGCUCGCGUAUUCCGCGUGUUCGUUGUAAAGUCGAUGUUUAUUGUUUUAAAAUUUUGACGUGAAUACGAAUAUUGUUUACGCGAUUGUUCGACUGCUUCGGUGUUCGGUUGCCGGAGCAGAUUGUGUUAGUGCAUGUGUUUUUUGUAUGACGUUAGCGUUCAGUUCACUUGCAGUGAUUUCGUUGAUAGCUCACUCACCGGUGGGUGCGCGCGUGAUAAACUACGUGUUCGGUUUAAAAAAAUAGGCGAAAAAAUCGUCUAGUGUGGUGUUUUACAGUACCAACAUGCUGUGUAAGGUGACAUAGUGAACGUUGUACUGACCCUGACCUCUGGCAAUCAUGUCUGGGCGAUCGGAUUGCAGGAAAUUUGCACCUAACAUCUUCAAUAAGAGCAAGUGCACUAAUUGCUUCCGCCAAAAGGAGGAGCACAGUGCUGAAGCAUUGGAAUCUAAUCGGGCGAGUCGAAAGAUAUCAAAAUGCGGGUAUCUGUUCGUGGCGCCGGGCUGGGACUUCUCCAAUCCGCUCUACAGAACAAAGAGAUGGCAGCGGCGGUGGUUCGUGCUGUAUGAUGAUGGAGAGCUCACGUACUCCUUGGACGAACAUCCGGACACAGUCCCCCAAGCCAGCGUGGACAUGACGACGGUGGUGGAAGUGAGCGAGGCAGAUUCCGUGACUGGGCACCCUCACAGCCUGGCCAUCACGGCGCCUGAGCGUGUCACCUUCGUCAAGGGCACCUGCCGCGAGGAAGCCAGAUGGUGGGCGGACGUGCUGAGCGUCUAUCCACGGAGCAAGGGUCGACACAAACGCAACGCGACGUUCCCUGGCGGUCAAACGGGGAGUCUGCUUCAAUCGUCAACAACGAGAAAAUACUCAGCUGACGCGUCAACCCUCCGCGACGUGGCGGACGGGUGUGGGGUACGAGCGCGCUGCUGCCCCGGGACCACCACUUGGCCGGGCCCACGGGUGCAGCCGCCGCAGCCCGAGAUACCCAGCCUGGCGGCACCAGCCACCGUUGACACCAAAGUGUACACAGACCAGCCAGUGUCUUCGGCAUCACCGCCCACCCGGGACAAGAUCAAUGGCGAGGAGAAGGCCCGGUCCCGCCGUCGGGACACCUGGGCCGAGCCCACCACCACGCCGGCUGCUGAUGACGCGAGCGUAGUCCGCUCCCCACUGCUGCAUCAGCACCCGCAGUACGACGAGCAGUUGCGCGACAUCGCCGCGUCGCUCACAAGGCCGCGCUCGCGCCGCGCACUACCCCCCACGCUUGAGCGACCCACCAGGCUUCCUCCCGAGCGACUACCGGCUCGAGGAUCUCCAGACGGCGGCGCACCACCAGAAGAGGGCGCCUCUAGCUCAGCAAGCGAGGGCAGCGAGCCAGCAGACGCUGUUGAAGCCACGGAAACCAACGAAGUUGGCCGAGUGGAACUGCCAGCGGAACGACUACUCCACGCCAGGGCCGGGUGGCUGCAAAGAAGAGGAGCUGGUGGCUGGUCCCGUCACUGGUUCGUGCUCAGAGGAGCAGCUUUACUGUACUUCAGAGAUCCUCACGCUGAACACAGAGGAUUGAUGGACGGAGUCAUCGAUCUUAGUGGAGUAGCCAGAGUAGUCGAGCUGCCGACAUCUGCGUCUACGAAUGGAUACGCCUUUGAGACUGAGACUUGGGAUGGCAAACACAUAGUCCUAGCAGCGGUAACGGCCGGUAUCAGAGCCAACUGGGUAUCAGCCAUUCGAAGAACCGCUGGACUACCAGACUCCGGACCUCUGUCACUAAUUCUUCGCGAAGACACGGUCGACCAAACAUCAGAAUCAUCAGCAUCACCAGUCACUCCGGUGACGCCAAUCACUGGAAGAUCAGCGCCAUUUUCAUCUGAUGAAGAGUAUAGAACUGCGUCUGAAGGUGGCCGGCGAGAUAGUGCUGAUUGGGGAGACGUGGCUCCACAACCGCCUCCAUCCCCGAUCCUCAGCCGUACUCCUAUAUCCAAAGUCAAAGAAAAAGUUCGCGCCAGAGGUUGCCAUCAAAUGCCACCUCGAAGCGACCUGCCAAAGGAUAAGGACGAAGUUGACGCCACCAAAGAAAAAGAACGCCCGACUGAAGAAGUCGAUGAAAACGAGAAACCCAACGAACCACGAAAACGCAGCUACAUAUCAACCAUCGACAAGCAGUCCAUUGAAAUCGAUGACUUACGUAAGCAACUGAAACUUGCGCUGAGCGAUGUCAACGCUGCUGAAUCAGAACUUGCAAGAUUACGCAAGCUAAAGUCAGAAGCAGCGUUGAGAGAGAAAAAGAUGGAAGAAUUAGUCACAACCUUGCAAAAGAAAGAGGAUGAACUUUCAGUCAGAACUAAAGAAGCAGAAAACUUAGUUGCUAUCAAACAGUUAUACAAUCAAGAUAAAACUAUGUGGGAAACUAAGUUAACUGAGACACAGAACUUCUUAAAGGAGUCGACAGAGCAUUGCGAACUGUUGACCAGACAACUAACAUCAGCGCAAGAAACUAUCAAACAGUUGCAACGAGAACUAAACGAACUUAACGAAAAACUACUAAAGAGUGUUAAAGAAAACGACAAUCUGUACUCGAGGAUACGAGAACUUGAAGGCAGAGUCGUUGCAGAGUCACCUACAAGAGAAAAAAGGAAAAGCAUUGGUUCUCUCAGUGAUCUAACUAAUAUAAACCAAGACUUAAAUCUUGAAGGUUUGGAGAAGAGUAGACUUAUCGAAGAAUAUGUCAAUUUAAGAGGAAGGUUCCUUAAAGCGAUUCAAGAAAUCAAGGCUAUGAAGAAGGAACUCAGGGAGUCUCACAAUAUGUACGACGAACUUGAAAUAACAAAUAUGAAAUUAAGGAAUGAGAUGAAACUGAGGGAACAAUGUAGUAGGUCAGAAAUCGAUCUAAUGGCGGCUCGUAUCCUUGACUUAACACAGAAGUUAACAGCAUCAGAUAAACAAGUGAGAACAUUGAAACAUAAAAUCCAAAAAUCUGAAUCAAGAGAAAAGAGGCGCAGUCUUUCGCUAAAAGGAAGGGAGUCUUUCACUCUUAGUAAAGAAGUGGAAGAGAAACUGACGGAACUUGAAAACAAAAUAACGAUGCUGGAGACUGGGGAGCCCGUCCCUACAAUCAACUCGCCUUCUAAGAGUGCCUCACCUGCCAAAGAAAAAGCAACCAAAACAGACACUCUUUCAGAUGAGAAACGAAUGAAAAGAUUAGCUGCACGACUCAGAAGAAAGUCAUUAGAUAGCGCAACAAGUUCAGAGCCGAUGAAGAUGCUGGUAAGAUUGAGUUCGCUAGAAACCAAAGUAGCUUCCGCCUUAGAGAAUCGUCGAGAUCUCACAAACUCCUGUGAGUCUUUAAGUCAAGCAACGAGGUCGUCUGAUAGUCCAAUCUUCAAUGACAGUCCAGAAGGCUCAAGCUCCAGCAUCGGUACACAAUCACAGAGGCACCUCUUAGACAGACUGCAAAGUUUGGAAAGUGUAGUGAUACAUUCAAGAAAUAAGGUGAAUGAGUGUCUCUGUCAAAUGAGCGCUAUGAGGGCAGCUAAGACAAGGAGGUCGCCGUCGCCUAGUCUUGAAAAAAAAUACAGCAUCAGAUCAAUGGAGAAAUGCCUUACAGAUGUCAGCAAAAGGCUGCAGGACUGCUUUGACAAAUGUGUGGUUGACUGUGACCAAGUACAUGAUUUGGAAGUCAACGACAGCGUUGCACAAGUAGUCGUGCAAUUGGAAGAGCAACUGCGAACAAAACUUCUAGAAAUAUCUAGAAGGAAGGCAGCGCUAUAUGAGGCUGGAGAACUAACACAGAGAAAGAGCCUAGAAAUUCUGGCAGAAAAAUUGGCGUAUGAGGCAGUCCUGAUCAGCAGGAUUCAAGAGGCUUUAGAAUCGUCCAACGGGAGUCGAUUCUUCGCUAGGUUAAUAAAGUCUGAAAUAAUCGAAACUAGUCAAUUAAUCGAUAACCUUAAGUGUAAGAUGACGGGCGACAGUUACAAGAGCAUCAACAGCACCAGGAGUUCACUCGAUUAUCUCGCUAGGAUACUGUCUAGAAAGAUCGAUAUCAUGAACAACUCUAAAGAAUCAAGAGACGUUCGCAAAUCUGAAUUGAUUAUUCAUAGUGCGGACCUCGAGGCUCUUAAAUCAUCGCAAAAGGAAGUAGCGGAUGCUGUAGACAGAUACAAGACAGAGAAGCUGGCCGAAUUGUGCUCAGCUCUGGCGUGUGAGACUCUUAGUUACGUGACGCCAAGUGACAAUGACUUUGACCAGCAGCGAGCGAACGUAGAAGCGGCAAGAGUGCGCGAAGCAUGGGCGGCAGCGCGAGACGCGUUAGGCGCUGAACUAGUGCAAGCCGAAGUAGCUCGGGCUCUGAGCCGCGCCGCGCAACUCUGCGAGGACCAACUCGAUGACGCUCGCAAAUGUCGCCUGACGAUGACGGCGCAGGACCGCGCUGACUUGGAACUGUGGUGGCAGGCGGCGCACGACCACCUGCGCUGUGAGAUGGACGUUGCCGUUAGAGACAUCGCAUCACGAUAUAGAGAAUGCCUGACCGUGGAUCGGCGCACGAAGGAGAGUUCACCUGGACUGGAUAGUCGCGUUCUGCUGCAGCAACUAGCCGAGGUCCUCGCGCAAAAGGCGCUGGUAGAUGCGCGCAUCGCGGUCGUGGAAGGCACGUACCACGCGUCGUCUCCGCAGGAAAGCGACUCACAGUCUCAGAGGUCGGACGCCAUCUCCUCGCUGGACACGGACCCGUCACAGGAGGCGGAGUUCGUGUACCUGUUCCAACACUUCUCGAACGAGUGCCGAGCGCUCUUCUCCAGUGACUGUUCGGGUAACAGUGAAGACUCGAUGAAGAUCGGCGAGAGCCUCGAGCGGGUAGAAGCGGCGGUGCUGGCCGUUCAGCGGCAGCUAGCAGGGGACGAGGGGGCCGGCGCCCCCUCUCCGUUGGCCACGACGGGGGGUUGUGAGGGGGAGGGGGGCGUGCUCGGCCGCGUGGAGGCGCUGCGACGCCGCGUCGAAGCUCUGCAAGCGCUGGUGCCCUGCCAGCACUGCAAGCAGCUGCAAGACGCGCUCGACAGGCUGCAGGCGGAGCGCGCCCGCUCGGAGUGCGCGCUCUCGCAGCAGGCGGGUGCGCUGGCGGCGGCGCGGCGUGCGCGCGCGCAGCUGGCGGCGCAGCACGAGCGGGAGCGCGCCGCGCUGCGCGAGCGAGCGCGCACGCUGCAGCGCCGCCUGGCCGCGCUCGACUCCGAGUACUCCGCGCAGCUGGACAGCCUGAGAGCCGCUUACCAGAGCGCGGUAGCAGCGGACACGCACGGCGACGGGCUGCGCGCGCGCUACCAGCAGGAGAUCGAGCAGCUGCGCGCGCUCUGCGAGAAGGGACUGCUGGCCAUGGAGAGCUCACACCGCCGCAUCGUGCGCGAGAUGGAGGAGAAGCACCGCGCCGAAAGGGAGCAGCUCAGGCUAGACAAAGAGCAAGCAUUAGCUGAAGAGACCCGCGCGACGUUAGCUGCGCUCGACGCGAUGCGGAAAGCGCAUGAGAGCGAAGUGAGGCGCGAGGUGGACAAGUUUAAGACGGAUUUCCUGAGCCGCGGCGCUGUCAGCGGGGAACUCACACAGAUCAGCUCUCGGCACCAACAAGAGAUGGAAGAGAUCAAGCGUGAGAUUCUGUCUCUCUCUGAGAAGUACUCUGUCAAGUGCGUGGAGUCAGCCGCGCUGGAGGAGAGGCUUGCCACCGCCACCGCGCAGCUUGCGCAGGCGCACAACCAUAUCAUGCAACUUGACGCCAGAAACAAACAGCUGCGCGCGCACAUAAUGUCCGAAGCCAAUGAAAUAAAAAACUCUGAGGCGUCAUCUCUCGCGCAGCUCAUCGAAGACACUGGGCCGCAUGGGAGGGCGGAGGCGCCGCUCUGGGCGCACCUGAGACACCUGGCCGCCGCCUGGCAGCGCGUCGGCAACACAGGGGAAGUCGUCAAGACAGAGCCCGCUGGUGGAGGCUGCGCGGGCGGCGCGGCCCAAGAUCCAGUUCGCAAGCACCGAGAACACGCGCACGCUGCGGCAGCCCGUUCAGAACUGAAGCAAGCACGUCGUUGCUCGGACGGCGGUCGGACGACUGUCGCCCCACUAGUGGGCAUGGUCGCUGAGCGGAAGAAGCGCUUCGAACUUUAGACGUCUGCAACGCUACUAGUAUAGUAAAGCGCUGAAUACGCUUCAAAUGCAUUCGAUGUUUUACACUGGCAAAUUGUAAAUUCGAAAGGUAAAGAGACUUGUCUAAGAAUGUAAAUCUAUUUAAUUUGCGCGUGUUAUAGUUUGAAAUUGAUGAAGUAAUGUAUGUUUGGUGAAAACGUGAACAGUCUCUAUAAUCUUGUCAAUGUUGAAUCAAACGAAAUUCAACAAGGAACUGUAUUCAGAGCUUACUAAACUUAGUAAUAUGCAACCCACCACGCUAGCACCUGGCCACUUUGCUUUCUUACUUGAAAGACACAUCCAUUUUAAAAUGAUAGACGUAUUUCUACCGUUUAGCAAGAUAUGCUUAAUUCAAACAGUUAUAAACACAUGUAUCACAAAUUUAAUAUUUAACUAUGUACUAAGUAUUAUUAAUAUUAAUGCUAUUUAUGUGUGUUUGUGUUCAUGACAGUAUACCCAACAGAUGUAACGUAGAGGGUAGUUUUAGAUAUAAAGACAAGUAGCUGUGGAAUUAGAAGGUGGUUCCUAUCUGGAAAGAAUGAUGAAAGUAACUGAUUUCACAACUGCGUUAUUAAUAUAUAAAAAACAUAUUCGUAUUAUAGAUAAACUUACCUCCAAAUACUUCAAUAUUAUUUAAAAUCUUCAUACAAAUGUGAAGGUCGUACGAUUAUAAAACACAUAUUGAAAUAUUCAGAGGUAAGUAACAUUUUUAUUAUAGACAUAUUUUAUAUUCUAAGACCAAAUAUAACCCUUUCUAGAAGUGGCCAGACUUUUUAACUCCCACCAACAACACAACUGUAUAUUCACAUUUAAUCAUUGUUUUUAUUUUAAUUUUACCUGUAGAUUGUAAAUUACUUUUACUUUUAUCUUUUCCUGUUAGUUCAACUCACUUAUUGUCUAUCCUUUUUUAUAUUUAAACGGACUUUUCCUUUAGUUCCCUUUUGUAACUAAUUUUCCUUAUAAGUUAGCUUUAGAGAAUUCGGUUAGUGAUGUGUUUUAUAAAACUUGUAUAAAAAAAUGUAUAACAUGUUUUUUUGUGUAAAUACUAACGGUCCCCGCGCCUUAAUCAUUUGUUUUCUAGUGCACAGUACUGUCCACUUAUCUUUAAGAAUUGUUACCAAAUAUUUCGUAUUUAUAUUACACUUCACUUUAUCGGGCGUUUUCGAGAUUGUGCGAGCAUUGCUGCCUUAGUAUUGUCCAAUACUACAUCAAACAAGCAAUGCCUCGUGCAGUAUCCUCUAAAUAUUUAUGUAAACGAGCCCUUAUAUCUUUGUAGAUUUAAUCAUAGUGACUUACGUUAAUAUACGGAAUAUGGGAGAUAUAUGUAGAGUUUUAAAGCCGAUUAUAUAAGCGUGUUUUACAUAGCUACGUUCCGUUACAAAAGUUACAACGUCGAAAAUAUUUUUUCAAGAAAAAUAUUAUUGUCGCGGCCUGUAACUCUUCUAACGAACAAAUAUUUAUAGAGGCAUAUUAUAUUGUUUUUUUUUUAAUCAUUAACACAUUAUUUAGUGCGUUGAAGUUGACAUUUUUCAGUUUAUCUCUGACACCUAACCUUGUGUGUUAAUUUAUUUUUAUUUGUUACCAUGUUUUCACUGGGCAUUCACUGUCUUCCAGGCUUUCACUUUGUUGUGUAUAGUGUGUCACUACCCUAACAAAGUCGCGAAUCGAACUGUGGUAUAAACCUGGGAACACACAGGACUAGUAGUGAAAUCACUAUUUGACUAUAUUGGAAUAAUGACUUCUAGAAUAUUCUAGACAUUUAUUUAUAAGUGUGUCCCCAGGUUUACCGCCACUGGCGUCUAUUUAUCGUAUUGCUCAAUGUUAUCUAGUUUCAUUAAAUUUUAAACAUGAAAUACCAAAUUUGAUCGCAUUGUAUUUACGCGCUUGACACUUAGAUUACGCGGCAAAAAUGAAAAUUAACUUAAUGUUAAACUCCCUCUCGUCUGAGUUGACCCUUGUAAAGUGUUGGUUUAUAACAAAGAUUUUUAAAAUAAACUACUUAAUACAA
Molecule: messenger RNA, 8217 nt
Organism: Pectinophora gossypiella (pink bollworm)
Lineage: Eukaryota; Metazoa; Arthropoda; Insecta; Lepidoptera; Gelechiidae
Gene: osp
Product: protein outspread
Exons: 18
Coding region: 387-6191 (1934 amino acids)
Biological process (GO): actin filament organization
Cellular component (GO): actin cytoskeleton
Molecular function (GO): actin filament binding
Source: RefSeq, a predicted model, not a curated record